CUCACAUCAGUUGAGCUCCAACAUCAACAUGUUCUCUGCAGCUCUGAUUCUGCUGCUGGCUGCUGGAUCCUGUGUGAACAGUAUUGAUCUCAUCCAGCCAGACUCAAUGCUUGUGCAGCCUGGACAGACUCUGACCAUCACCUGUCAACAGUCUGGUUAUUCUGUGACUUCUAACAGCUAUGCAACAGGUUGGAUCAGACAGCGUGAAGGAAAAGCAAUGGAAUGGAUUUUUGAUCAGGUGGGAGGAGGAGACUUUUACCGAAACAAUGCUCUGAAGAACAAAUUCAGUUUCAGCAGAGACACUUCUGCAGGAACUGUGACAAUAACAGGACAGAACCUGCAGUCUGAGGACACAGCUGUUUAUUACUGUGUACGUCACUCGUUUAACUGUGAUAACUGGGCUUUCGACUACUGGGGAAAAGGAACUACGGUAACGGUGUCAUCAGUCACUUCAACGGCGCCAAUCGUGUUUCCUUUGAUACAAUGUGGCGCCAAAGAUGCAGAAAUGAUCACACUUGGCUGCCUGGCCACCGGCUUCACUCCCUCCUCACUGACUUUCUCAUGGACCAAAAACAACGCGGCCUUGACCAACUUCAUCCAGUAUCCUCCAGUGCAGAAAAACGACUUGUACUCGGGAGUCAGUCAAAUCCAAGUGAGAAAACAGGACUGGAACCAAAGUGAAACGAUCAAAUGCUUGGUGACUCACGCUGCUGGGAACGCACAGGGUCAGAUCGGGAUGCCAACUCCACAGAUUGUCCCACCAAAAAUCUCGCUGCACUCAGUUUGGGAAGGUGAAGUUGGGAACUCACAAGUUCAUCUCAUCUGCACCCUGAGUGGCUUCUUUCCAGACGAAGUGAGCGUCGAGUGGCAACGGGACAGCCAACGUAUCAACAUUAGACCUGUCUCAAGGAAGCUGCAGAGUGUGGAGGAAGGCGAGAAAACCUUCACUUUGAGUAGCAAGAUUGAGCCUAAUAUAGAAGAAUGGAAGAAAGGCUCAAGUUUCACAUGCAAGUCCACACACAAAGGAAAGGAAUUCAGCAAAACCUUAAGUAUUUGUCAAACUGUUUCAAGCUCCCCUCCAUCCAUCCAUGUGGAGACUCCCCGCUUCAAGACUGUAAUGACAACAUCUGAGGUGACAGCUACAUGUUUGGUUCACACUGUUUUUGAUGCCAAUGUCACCUGGAUGUUGAACGGAACAGUCUCAAGUAGCAACACAGUGAGCGAGGACAGAAACACAACUCAUAUCACCAGUAAUGUGAGGAUUUCCUCCAAUGACUGGAAGCAACUGAGGCGUGUGACCUGCAAAGCAGAACAUAAGUGUUUCUCAACCACUGAAAAGACAGUAAAUGUUGCAGGACCUGAAGUUGCAACUCCAUCUGUGGAGAUCAGGAGAUCUCUUCCAGAUUUGUUGAAGGGAGACGGUGCUGUUCUCCAGUGUGACAUCACAAAUCUCUCCUCUCGUGACCUCUACGUCACCUUUCAGGCCAAUGAUGUCGACAUCUCUGACAAACAAUAUGUAGAACUUCCUGAAGGCCCAGGCCUCCAGUCAGUCAGCAGACGCUUCACUGUCCCUCAGAGGCACCAGAGGAAAGACAAAAGUUUCACCUGCAAAGUGAAUCAAGGCUUCAUCAGAAGCUUUAAAUCUGAUUCCACAGGCAAUAUUUUUGUGGACCCAUCAGUGGAACUUCUUCUGGCUCCCAGUGAAGAUUCAGGACCUCAGACACUCUUGUGUUCUGGAUGGGGCUUCAACCCUCAAAUUAAAUGGGUUUCUGAAUCACAGCCAAGAUCUCCAUCAACUCAUGAUAUCAGCAUGUCUGCAGAUGGACGUGUGGCAGUAACCAGUCAACUCCAGAUCCCUCAGACAGAGUGGAAAUCAGGGAAGGUCUUCAGUUGUGAAGUGUCUGACAGAUCUAUGAACAAGAAAGUCCAAAAGGACAUCAGCUUCUGUUCAGCUCAUUCAAGCUCCCCUCCAUCCAUCCAUGUGGAGACUCCCAGCUUCAAGACUGUAAUGACAACAUCUGAAGUGACAGCCACAUGUUUGGUUCACACUGUUUUUGAUGCCAAGGUCACCUGGAUGUUGGAUGGAAGAGUCUCAAGUAGCAACACAGUGAGCGAGGACAGAAACACAACUCAUAUCACCAGUAAUGUGAGGGUUUCCUCCAAUGACUGGAAGCAACUGAGGCAUGUGACCUGCAAAGCAGAACAUAAAUGCUUCUCAACCACUGAAAAGACAGUAAAUGUUGCAGGACCUGAAGUUGCAACUCCAUCUGUGGAGAUCAGGAGAUCUCUUCCAGGUUUGUUGAAGGGAGACGGUGCUGUUCUCCAGUGUGACAUCACAAAUCUCUCCUCUCGUGACCUCUACGUCACCUUUCAGGCCAAUGAUGUCGACAUCUCUGACAAACAAUAUGUAGAACUUCCUGAAGGCCCAGGCCUCCAGUCAGUCAGCAGACGCUUCACUGUCCCUCAGAGUCACCAGAGGAAAGACAAAAGUUUCACCUGCAAAGUGAAUCAAGGCUUCAUCAGAAGCUUUAAAUCUGAUUCCACAGGCAAUAUUUUUGUGGACCCAUCAGUGGAACUUCUUCUGGCUCCCAGUGAAGAUUCAGGACCUCAGACACUCUUGUGCUCUGGAUGGGGCUUCAACCCUCAAAUUAAAUGGGUUUCUGAAUCACAGCAAAGAUCUCCAUCAACUCAUGAUAUCAGCAUGUCUGCAGAUGGACGUGUGGCAGUAACCAGUCAACUCCAGAUCCCUCAGACAGAGUGGAAAUCAGGGAAGGUCUUCACUUGUAAAGUGUCUGACAGACCUCUGAAGAAAAAAGUCCAAAAGGAAAUCAAUUUUUGCUCAGUAACACCAACAUCCUCUCAGAUAGUUGGCGUCUAUGUUCAGGGACCAACACUACAGCAGCUUCUAAACAAGGCACAGGUGACUGUUACCUGUCUCCUGGUCGGCCCUCGUCUUAAAGAUUUCUCUGUCACCUGGAAAGUAGGUGGUAAUAAAAACUCAACCCAUAAUGUCCAUACGGAGUCACCGGUGAGUCACAGCAACGGGACAGAGACUUUAAAGAGCUUCCUCAACGUGUCAGCAGAGGACUGGCAUGCAUAUAAACAAGUUUCUUGUGAAGGAAAGCAUCAAUGUGCCAAACAGGGCUAUGAAGACCAUAUCAGCAAAAGCAGAGACGUGUUUCCGCCAACGGUGAAAAUAGUGCAACCAACUGUAUCUGAGCUGUCCAUGUCUGACGUCCUCACACUGGUUUGCCUGGUUUCUGGAUUUUCCCCAUCUAACAUCCUAGUGUAUUGGGUGGAGGAUGGUCAGAAACUCCCGUCGUCUCGUUACAUCAACAGUCCCACCUGGAAACGCAAAGAGAGCAACUCUUAUUCAAUGAGCAGCCGACUGAAUGUACCCAGGAGUGUGGACAAAAGGUCGACAUAUUCUUGUGUUGUCAGACAUGAGUCAUCUGAAUCAGCGUUUGAAAGCACUCUAGAUGAUGUGUUUGCCUCAGCGGCCUACAGCGAACCUUCAGCCUUUUUGCUCGAGGGCUCCAAUGAACUCGUGUGCCUGGUCUCUGGCUUCAGCCCAGCAUCCAUUAACAUCACCUGGUUGCGUGAUAAUAACACAAAGCUGUGGAACUACAAUACCAGCAAGCCCCACAGAGGCCCAGAUGGAAAGUUCAGCGUCCAGAGCCACCUACGUCUGUCCCAAGUCGAUUCCUUACCUGGAGUGGUCCUCACCUGCAGGGUGACACAUGUAAACACCACCCUGUCCCUGAAUAUAUCCAAACCAGACACAUUGGAACACUGCAAUUUUUUAGAUGACGCCCUGCGUGGUGAUAUAUACGACGGUACCGGUGUGGAAAGCUGGUAUAUGGCUUUUAUUUUCAGCCUUUUAUUCCUCCUCUCUGUCAUCUAUGGUGUCAUAGCGACCAUAAUUAAGACUAAAUGAUGAUGACCACAGGAAAGAUCCCAUUUUACGACCCAAAUAUUGACUUUUAAGGAUUUUUUUUUUCAGUAUAAUGGCUUGCAUUAUUAUGUUUUAUGUAAUAGGUGUAUAACAUCCUUUUCUUUUGGGGUUUAAGUUCUGCAUUUUGUGUGUAUGUAAGAGGAAACGCAACAAAAAUUAAUUAAAAAAAAUAAUAAAUUCAAGAAAUAUAAUUUGAAUUCUGUGUAAUGACUGAAUUUUGUCUCACUACACUGAUUCUUGCUGUAAAAACAUACAUUAAAAUUAAAAUCUGGUAAUCAAG
Messenger RNA from Acanthochromis polyacanthus (spiny chromis), 4235 nucleotides. RefSeq lists its product as uncharacterized. The coding region runs from base 29 to 3937 and encodes 1302 amino acids. The record is from RefSeq and is a predicted model, not a curated record. The transcript has 16 exons. NCBI's taxonomy places the organism in Eukaryota, Metazoa, Chordata, Actinopteri, Pomacentridae.